AUGAAAGAAGGCUAAAACAUAAAAGUCGUUGCUAGGUUGAGACCGCUCAAUGCUCUUGAAAUGCAACAAGGAGGGGAAUGUUGUGUUUCAUAUGGCGAAAAGUAAAUUACUGUUACGGUAUGACAUUUGAGUCUAUCAAUUAUUUUAGGUUGGCUCCAAUGAUAAAUAAGAUUUUACAUUUGAUCGAAUAUUUGGACCUGAUUCAGAAUAGGCUGAUGUAUUCGAAGAAGUAGGGAGACCCAUUUUAGACAGCGUGAUGAAUGGUUAUAAUGGAACCAUUUUUGCGUAUGGUUAAACUUCAUCAGGAAAAACAUUUACAAUGGAAGUACUAUGCAUUAUGAAAAUAUAUAGGGCCCAGACAAUCCCAACGAAAGGACUAAAGGAUUAAUACCAAGAGUCAUGACUGAAUUAUUUGAUGUUGUGCAUAGCAAAUCAGAAGACUUAAUACAUAUUGUAAAGGUUUCUUUUUUGGAAAUUUACAAUGAGAAAAUUAUGGAUUUAUUAGACACUAAUAAAACUAACUUAAAAAUAAAAGAAGAUAGACUUAGAGGCAUUUUUGUAUAGAAUCUCACAGAGAUUAAAGUUGAAUCUCCUGAAGAAAUGAAAUAGGUCAUGAUGACUGGCUCAAAUAAUAGAACAAUAGCUGCCACUAGAAUGAAUGAAAGAUCUUCUAGAUCUCAUUCUUUAUUUCAAAUUUAGGUUAGUGAAAAAAAUUUGAAAACAGAUUCCAGUAAAUUAAGCAAAUUGUACUUUGUGGAUUUGGCAGGAUCAGAAAAAGUAGCAAAAACUAAUGUUUCUGGUUAACAGCUAGAAGAAGCUAAGAAUAUUAAUAAAUCAUUAACUUGUUUAGGUAUGGUUAUUAAUGCUUUAACUUCUGACAAAAAAGAACACAUUCCUUAUAGAGACUCUAAAUUAACCAGAAUAUUGAGUGAAUCUCUAGGAGGAAAUGCUAAAACUACCUUGGUAGUUGCUUGUUCAAUGUGUUCAUAUAAUGAUAAAGAAACAAUAAGCACUUUAAGAUUUGGAGCAAGAGCCAAAGCAAUAAAAAAUAAGCCUACUAUAAAUGCUGAGAAAAGUGCUAAAGAAUUAUAAGCCUUACUAGAUAUUGCUGAAUAAAAGAUAUUAGAGUAGGAUGAAAUAAUAAAUAAAUUAAUGGAAAAGGUAGAGAAUGGCACCUCAGUCUCUAUGGACAAAGGAAACUCAAACUCAAAUUUGGGACCUUAACAAAAUGCUCAAUAAUCUAAAUAACACUCAUCUCUGUAAUUAUUAAAAGAACAUAAAUUAGUUGUCAAUUUGCAAGAAGAAUUGGAGUUUCAAAAAACAGAAAUGGCUGCUCUUUAGAUAAACUAUUAGAGUAGGAUUGAUGAAUUAUAAGAGAAACUUUUAAAAUAGAAAUUAAAUGAAGAACAUAUCAAAUAAUAAUUAGCUGAGUGUUUAAAAAAUAAUUAAAAAUUCAUUUUUGAAAAUGAAUAAUUGAAAACUCAAAUAUUAGAGAAUGAUUAGAAACUAUUUGAUUUUCGUAGAGCUCUGUCAUCAACAAAGUAAGACCUGGAUUUUUUCCUUGCCAAUCUGAAUUUAAAGAACCAAUUCAAUUAUUGUCCCUCUGAUUCUGAAUCAACAAAAGACAUUUUCAUGACUGAAUAAUAUGACAAAGAAAUUGAAGAGAGAACCUUUUAGAGCAUAGUUAAUUUUUCAGAGACCCUUACGAAAUUAGAUACAAUUCUCUUGAAAGAUUUUACUUAGGAAUAAGCCAUCACUCAAAUUAUAAAUCCAUAACCUAAGAAAAAGAAUGUAUCCUUUUAAUUGGAUUCUUAACCACCCUCGCCAAAAUCAAAUAAAUUGUUGGAUAUUGAUAACUUCUCUUUUUAAACUGAUGAAGAUGAACUAAACAUAAAAUUUGAUGAAAAUGAAUAAACUUUAAUAAAAUCCACCUAAGAGAAUGAAGAAAUCUCAGAUGUUGAAAAAUUAUUAGCCAUGUUGGGUGAUAAAAUGGAGGAUUCACAUGUAUUACUACAAAUUCAGGAAGUUUUCUCGAAAUUGAGGAGAUAACUUUAAGUGGAAUAAGAAAAGGUCUAGGAAAUAUAUUAAAUUAUGGUCACCAUUAAGGAUUAGUAUUCGAUGUAUCAAAUAAAGGAGAGAGAAAAAAUGUAAAAAUUGAAAUUAUCAUAUAAUUAAAAGAAGAGUGAAAUGAGUUAAUCAAAGCAGAGCCUUUAAAAACAAUUAGUAAAUAUAAUCGAUCAAUUAUUUCUUAGGAAGAUUUAACAGUGGAAUUUCAGAAAUAUAAGCAUGAAACUGAAAAGUAAUAAUAAUUUCUUACUUAAAUUAAUCAGCAAUUGAUGUUUACUUUAGAAACCCAAAAAUCUUAGUAUUAUAUCAUUCUUAUUUUUUAUAUUGCAACAACAGGAAAGUUCAGCAUUCAAUCCUCUCUCCAGAGAAUAUCAACUAGAAUGUACUGUCAAAUAGCUCAUGCAGGAAAGAAAUGAUAUGCAUAACUCAUUAUUAUAAACUAGAUAAUAAUUGGAAAAUGCAGUCAAAUUAAAAAAUUCCUAAGCAGAAGAAAUUAUUAAAUUACAAAAAAAAAUCGAUACUAUAGAAUUGUAAUUGUAACAUAAGAAGCUCUAGGAAUAAGAUCUAAUUCGACGGCAAUUCCAAAGGAGAUUCAGUAGAGAUACUAAAAAAACCACCUCAGAGACUCAAGGAUGGGGUUUCGACUAAAUUAUUAAAGAUGAUCAUGCAAGGAACAUUGCAAGAUUAGAAACAGUUUUAGGAUAUCCUUAUUUAGAAACAAUCUAAACAGGAGCCUGUGUAGGAAAAGCCGAUCUAAUAAUAAAUGAGUUUCAGGUAAAGAUUCAAUCUAUAAUACAGAAAAUAUAUAACGUAGGCAGCGAGUAAUAAAGAAAUUAAUAGGAGUAUGAUGAUCUCAGUCCAGUCAUUGGUACACGCACCAUAAUUUCAAAAGAAGUUGGAGAAUGCUAAGGAUAAAAUCCAGAGAUAUUCGAAUAAUAUCAAUCUUAACCAGAAUAAAUAAGCAUAGCAUUAGACGUAAUUAUGUCAAUAAACAUAGGAAUUUCACGAACAACUUGUCGAUGACAUUGGAACGACCCCCUUUAGAAGAAUUCUAAGAAAGUUACUAUCCUGAAUGA
Molecule: messenger RNA, 3143 nt
Organism: Paramecium octaurelia
Lineage: Eukaryota; Ciliophora; Oligohymenophorea; Peniculida; Parameciidae
Source: the annotation of a GenBank genome assembly